UGGCGUUUCCGGGUCGGCGCAGUGGGACGGCUGGGCCUGACGGCAGGCGCGGGCGGAGUGUGAGUCGGGUUUCCUUCAGCUUUCCCGGUCGCCGGCAGCCCGCUUGGGGUCGGUCCCUCCUACAGCCCCUUCACCCACCUUGCGGCACCGUAACGGGGCUUCCCCUCAGGCGGGAGUAGCGCCUCCGCGGCUGGGGCCGGCGGCGUUCGGUGUAGUCGGGAGCCCGGCCGCCGUUGUGCUCCGCAGCGGCAGAGCGAACCCGCGGAGAUGGAUGACGAACCCGAACGGACCAAGCGCUGGGAAGGAGGCUACGAAAGAACAUGGGAAAUUCUUAAAGAAGAUGAAUCCGGAUCGCUGAAAGCGACCGUCGAGGACAUUCUUUUCAAGGCAAAGAGGAAAAGACUCUGUGAACACCAUGGACAAGUUCGACUUGGAAUGAUGCGUCACCUUUACGUGGUUGUUGAUGGAUCAAGAACUAUGGAGGACCAAGAUUUAAAACCGAACAGACUUACUUGCACUUUGAAGUUAUUGGAAUAUUUUGUUGAAGAGUACUUUGACCAAAAUCCUAUUAGUCAGAUUGGCUUAAUUGUAACCAAGAGUAAAAGAGCUGAAAAAAUGACAGAACUUUCAGGUAACUCAAAAAAGCACGUAACCGCUCUGAAGAAAGCAGUGGAUAUGAACUGCACUGGAGAGCCAUCUCUAUACAAUUCCCUAAAUUUGGCCAUGCAGACUUUAAAGCACAUGCCAGGACAUACGAGCAGAGAGGUUUUGGUAGUCUUCAGCAGUCUGACAACAUGUGAUCCAGCCAACAUCUAUGAUCUAAUUAAGUGUUUAAAAGCAGUUAAGAUCAGAGUAUCUGUCAUCGGCCUAAGUGCUGAAGUUCGAGUUUGUACAGUACUGGCCCGAGAAACUGGUGGAACAUACCACGUUAUUUUAGAUGAAAGUCAUUAUAAGGAACUGCUGAUGCAUCAUGUUAGUCCUCCACCCGCCAGUUCAAGUUCUGAGUGCUCCCUUAUUCGAAUGGGUUUUCCUCAGCAUACUAUUGCUUCUGCAGCCGAUCAAGAGGCAAAGCCAUCCUUUAGCAUGGCGCAAUUGGAAAACAGUAGUGAGCCAGGUCUUACACUGGGUGGAUAUUUCUGUCCCCAGUGCAGAGCCAAAUACUGUGAACUUCCUGUGGAAUGCAAAGUCUGUGGUCUUACAUUAGUGUCUGCACCUCACCUGGCCCGGUCUUACCAUCACUUGUUUCCUUUGGAUGCCUUUCAGGAAGUUCCCCUGGAAGAAUAUCAGGGGGAACGGUAUUGUCAAGGCUGCCAGGGAGAAAUGAAAGAUCAAAAUGUUUACAUAUGUAAAGUGUGUCAGAAUGCAUUUUGCGUGGAAUGCGAUUUGUUUGUUCAUGAUUCCCUGCACUGCUGUCCUGGCUGUAUUCACAAGCACCCUGCUCUCAUAUCUGUAUGAUGUCAUCUCUUUUCAGAAAUUGACAUAUCUAUGUCAUUCUUGCAUAAAUCUAUUUUGUUUAUUCAGCCACAGCUUUCGCUGAGGCAUCUCAGAACAAGGAACUAGGUGAUUACAGAAGGAUGAACACUGGCUUCAGAGCAAAUUUUAAGUUUUACCUGAUGUAUUAAUGAUUUUAUUACUGUUAAUAUAUUACUGAAGUAUCUGUAUCUCAUUUAUUUUCUUUGUCCUUAUCUGAAAAGCUCUGGCUUUUUCAGAAUGUUAUUGUAACAUGUAUAUUUGUAAAUGUGAAAGUGAUAAAACUGGUUUGUAUGAUAA
Grus americana (Whooping crane) is the source of this 1770-nucleotide messenger RNA. RefSeq names its product general transcription factor IIH subunit 2 (gene GTF2H2). Gene Ontology annotation, molecular function: zinc ion binding. The record is from RefSeq and is a predicted model, not a curated record. Gene Ontology annotation, cellular component: transcription factor TFIIH core complex; transcription factor TFIIH holo complex. The transcript has 15 exons. Bases 268 to 1455 code for a protein of 395 amino acids. NCBI's taxonomy places the organism in Eukaryota, Metazoa, Chordata, Aves, Gruiformes, Gruidae. Gene Ontology annotation, biological process: regulation of transcription by RNA polymerase II; DNA-templated transcription; nucleotide-excision repair.